AGUAGGAGAGGUAAUAGCACACCCUGUAGUCUUGUAUGCCAUUGUAAGGACUUCAGCUUUUAUUUUGAAUGAACAAGAGAGAUGUAAUGGGCACAUUCUUUAGGGCCUUUUAUGCUACUCUUUAUUUUGAGUAAGAUGGACCCAUUGAGGGGUUUUAAGCAGAGAGAUGAAAUAAUCCAACUUAAGUUUUAAGUGGCCUACUCUGUUGUAUUGAGAAGAGGCAGGCGGAAGUCAAGGAUAGAAGCAGGAGACCAGCUGGACGGCUAACGUAAUUCUGUAGGGCAAUGCAGACAAUGGUGGCUUGGGACAAGAUAGUGGCAGUGGAGGUUGUAUUCUGGAUACAUUAUCAUUUUCAGUUUGUCUUCCCCUGCUCCCUCAUCUCCCAUAGAUACCUCAGAUUCUCAGUGAUUCCUUCUUUUUGCUUUGGUCACAUUCCUCUCUUUUCUCCUCCCUUCAUCGAAUAUGCAGGAAAACAAGGUAUGGGAUCACCACUAGCUUAGUACUGCUGAUGAACCCCAAAUCCAGGGCAGUAUUUGACACAUCAAGCCAAAAAGCAGCUGCCCUGUGGGUCAGGAGAGGCCCUUUGGCUGGCACCACCAAGGCUUAAAUCCCUGAAAGGAGGCUGGUAUCCACUGGAGCCACUUCAAAACUGGUUGUCCAGGCAAAGCCAUGAUUGACUUUGGGAGCUGGAUCCAACCAGCAGAGAAGAAACCGGGACAGUGUUAGAAGACUGGAAAAGAAAGCUGGGUAAAAAGAUGCAGCAGGUAAAAAGAGGAGUGUCUGCAGUGUAUCACAAGGAGGAUGAAGUGGUGGUAUCAGAUGAGACUCCAGGACCAUCAAACCAGCUUUGUAUCCGUGAUACCAGGCUCCUGCAGGAAAGAGCUCUGCCAUCUCCUCAUUGUCCUGCCUUUGCCGAAGAUGGACGCCAAGGAAACCUGCCAGGAGCAAAAAUCACACUGAUGAGCCAACUCCAAGAGGCAGUGACAUUUGAGGAUGUAGCUGUGAACUUCAGUAAUGAGGAGUGGCAGUGUCUGACCCAUGCUCAAAGGGACCUCUAUAAAGACGUGAUGUUGGAAAAUUAUGGGAACGUGGUAUCACUUGGAUUUCCAUUUCCUAAACCUCCUUUGAUCUCCCAUCUGGAGCAAGAGGCAGAGCUCUGUGCUCAGGAUCGACAGGCCAGGGAGUUCCUGAGCUGCUUCUACCCAGUAUCAGCUGCCAAGACACGGCCGGAGAAUGAGAAGGCAAGUUCAGAACAGGAGGUUUUUGAAAAUGGAGAAGUCUGCUGGGUGAAAUUUAAAAGUCUCCUAAAAGUUGUUUCCCAGGAUCCAGAAGUUGGAGAAGUUUGUGUACAAGAUGUCAAAUUAGAGAAUCAAUGGGAAAUGCCUAUGAGGAAGAAACUGAGAGAAGAGAAAGAACGCUGUGAGAAAGUGACCUUCAAGAAAGGAAAGAACCAGAAGGUACUUAGAAUAAACUCAAAAUGUAUUCCGUAUAGAGUUCUUACAGAAAAGAAACUCCAUGAAUGUGCCAGGUGUGGCAAAAACUUCAGCUGGCAUUCUGACCUAAUUCUCCAUGAGCGAAUUCACUCUUGUGAGAAACCCUAUGUGUGUAAUGAGUGUGGGAAAGCAUUCAAGACCAAAAAUCAGCUUUCUAUGCACCAGAUAAUCCACACAGGGGAGAAACCCUUUAACUGUAGCCAGUGUGGGAAGGCCUUCAACAGUAGAUCAGCUCUUUGCCGACAUAAAAAAACGCACAGUGGGGAGAAGCCUUACCAGUGCAGCGACUGUGGGAAGGCCUUCAAGACCAGGAACCGUCUUAGGAUGCAUCAGAUCAUCCACACUGGGGAGAAGCCUUAUGAGUGCAGUGGCUGUGGGAAGGCCUUUCAGUUUAAGCAUUCCCUUAUCAUCCAUGGCAGAAGCCACACUGGGGAGAAACCCUAUGAGUGUGAGGAGUGCGGGAAGGCCUUCAGCGGGAGUUCAGACCUCAUCAAACACACAAGAAUCCACACUGGGGAGCGACCUUAUGAGUGCAGUGAGUGUGGGAGGGCCUUCAGCCAGAGCUCAGACCUAAGCAAACACACAAGAAUCCACACUCAGGAGAAACACUGUGGGUGCCCUCAGUGUGGAAAAGCCUUCAGCAGCAAGGCAGAGCUCACCAAGCACAGAAGAAUCCACACUGAAGAGAAGCCUUACAAGUGUAAGGAGUGUGGGAAAGCCUUUCGUCAUAACUGUAAACGCAGGACUCAUGAACGAGAACACACAGGGGAGAAGCCCUAUCGAUGUGGGGAUUGUGGGAAAACUUUCCAGGAUCGACACUGCCUUACCAUCCAUCAAAGAAUCCACACUGGAGAGAAACCUUAUAAAUGUUCAGAGUGUGGUAGAGCUUUCAGUGGGAAAUCAAACUUGACCAAUCAUCAAAGAAUCCACACCGGAGAGAAGCCUUACAGAUGUGAGGUGUGUGGAAAGGCCUUUCAUCAUAGUUCAGUCCUGAGGCAGCACAAAAGAAUCCACACUGGUGAGAAGCCAUUUACCUGCAGUGAAUGUGGCACAUCUUUCCGUCAGAGCUCAGCUCUGAUUGGACACAAGCGAGUUCAUACUGGGGAGAAACCUUAUGAAUGUGAGGAGUGUGGAAAAGCUUUCAGAGUGAGCUCAAAUCUUACUGGACAUAAGAAAAGAAAACAUAGAGUGUGGGGAACCCACAAACUUGAUGAGAAUGGGAAAUCCCUCUCUCCAGUAACCAGUUCUCAGACCUUUUCAUUCAUCAAUAUUUUGACCACCAACAUUUGAGGGUAGUGAUUCUGGUGUUUACACUUUCUCAUUUCUCCUUCUACUUCUUAUACUGGUCCCUCUUGUCUCCUGUAUUGGUUCUUCCUGGUUCCCUGACCCCCUAAUUGUGAGACCCCACCAAGCCUUUGUCCUUGACCUUCCUAUUCAGUGUCUCUUCAGUGAGCACAUUCACUUCCAAGGCUUUGUCUAUCAAUAAUAGUACUGUAAUAUUAGAUACUAGUGCUUGACACAUGCCAGGCACUAUUCUUUACAAUUUUUAAUCAUUUAAUCCAUACAACAUCCCUAUGGGAUGAGGAAAUUGAGGCAUAAAAAGAUGAAGAAACCUGAUGUAGAUCACUUAACUAGUAAAUUCUGAACAAAUGCCCACUGAAUGCUUAGACUUACCUGAGCAAUUUCCAUAAUCCUGCACCACAUCUCUUGGAUAUGAAGCUAUACCUCAGUUCAGCACAGAACAUUUUUUUAAUUGAUAAACAUUGAUCAUCUUUAGCAAGUUUUGCUUUAACUUAAAGCCUGAAUGGUACUUCUGCUUAAAGGAUCAGAAUUGCUGAGAUUCAGUGGGGGAAGGGAGGCAGGACAAGGGCAGAUUUUAAAAUUACAGAUAAGUAGAAGUCAGGUAUACACUGCUCAAGCAGCAGUGUACGUAUGGAAAAAGCAUGAAGCCUGACCCACUUUGUUAUAAAUACACUAAAAGUUCUUCAAGAUGUUGAUUUCUUAAAUAUUUGCUAUAUCUGUUUGCAUGACAUAUGAAAUGCUGUUUCAAAUAGAUUAGUAAAUUUAUAUCUAUCUUUUCAAGUCUUUCAGUAUCUAACAUCUAUCCUUUCUCUUGCGAAUGUUAUAGGUCCUUACUGCAGACAGAAUUAAAUACCCACAUGCAAUAAGGCUGUUAAAAUAGAAAUUGAAAAUCCUAGAAGAGGAUGCAAAUGUGUGUCAACUUAAUUAACAUAAUGACCAUAAUUGAGAAUUAAAUUUACUUCUAAGUUCCCUGACUGGUAAAGAGAUGAGCAAUGGGUUCCCCAGCAUUUGUCAAAAGUGUUUUACAAGCUAAUGUUUUUUAAAAAUAAGUUUGAGAAAUGCUGGCUGGGUGGAGGUUUUUAUUCCCUUAAAGACUUCUCAGUGUUUAUACUAUGCUAAUGUCCUUUCUGAAUCUUAAACAAAGGAACUGUAAGAAGCAUUGCUUUCCCAAAGUGAUGGACGAAGGAAUUCUGUUUGGAGGAGCACCUUCAUGGACUCUUGUUUCACAGAAAACAUCUUGGGAAAUGGUUACACAUUAUCUAAUAUGGACAAGGAGUCCAAGAUACACAAUUUUCUAGUAACAAAUUCCAAAGGGAAUUACAUGGCUUAUGAUACAAAAGACAGAUUAAACAUUGUUUCUUAAGUUCAGUUUCUACAGGAAAUUAGAGCAUGUUCUUUAUAUGGCCAUUUCUUAUAUAGUUUGUUGAAGAAAACCAAGAUGAAAACAUUUAGGAUAUAACUCUAAAAUUGUUUCUGUGGAGGAUGACACGCUGUAUAUGUGGCUUUUGGAUGAUAUAACGUGACUUAAGGACAGAGUUUAGGCUAUGUCUGGAGAAUUGGCAGUGCUUUUCCAAUCUCUUUUGACUGCAAGGACCCCUUAUUUGAUGAUCAAUAAAUUUUACCAACACUCUCUCCCUCGUGCAUACACACACUACAAGUAGUUGUACUUUAAUGCUUGAUGGCAAAAUGUUGUCAUGUUCUCCUAGAAAAUCUGAGGUUUUGUUAAUUACAACAGCAUGUAUAUGCUUUUG
Balaenoptera musculus (blue whale) is the source of this 4546-nucleotide messenger RNA. It is a transcript of the gene ZNF311, whose product is annotated as zinc finger protein 311. Lineage: Eukaryota; Metazoa; Chordata; Mammalia; Artiodactyla; Balaenopteridae. The record is from RefSeq and is a predicted model, not a curated record. The coding region runs from base 756 to 2783 and encodes 675 amino acids. Gene Ontology annotation, molecular function: DNA-binding transcription repressor activity, RNA polymerase II-specific. The transcript is spliced from 6 exons. Gene Ontology annotation, biological process: negative regulation of transcription by RNA polymerase II.